UAUUUUUAGCCUUAUAAACAGAACACAGAAUAAACAUGUGUUUCCAUGGUUUGUUUCCCAACAAUGAUGGCAAUCACAAGCAACAACAACAACAAAAACAACAUUAUGAAAACUGCAACCAAAAAUAAACCAGAACCAAACUAAACUAAAUACUUUCACACACAUGAUAAAAAAAGAAGCAUAUUAUUCCAAAAAAAGAACACACACUCUUCAUACAGAUUGGAGUGGAGUUAAAAACAUAUUUUAAGCGGGAAAUUUAUUUUCAGAUAAAAAUUGUAAAGAUAUUGAAAAUUGUGCAGCAUCAGCAGCAGCAGUCAGUGCAAGAUAGAACACAUAAUACAUUUUUGGUGUUAAAGAAACACAUGUAACAUUGAGUAUAAAGUCAAAUGAAACAAACAUCACAUGAUCAUAAUAAAACGGCAAGUGAAGGAGUAAACAUCACAACAAGGAACAGAAAUUUAUUAUUGAAAAAAAAGAAAGAAAAAAAAAAUACAAUAUAAUAUUAAAAGAAAAUAAAUAUUACUAGAAAAGAAGAGAAAUUUUAAAAAGUGCUGUUGGGUUAAACAAACAAGUGAAAUUUAAAUUCAUAAAAAACAAAUAAGUUUUUACCAAAUGGGUAUUAUGUAUAAAUUAAUGAAACAUAGACAUUUAUCUACGGAUUUGAGUAAUACUCAUACUAAUGUUAAUGUGAAAAGUGAUCGCAAUCGUUUAAUUACCAUAGAGGGCAAUAUUAUUGAAUCUGCGGAAUCAGUUUCAGAGGAUUCAUCAGAAGAAGUUUUAAAUAAUAAUAAUAAUAAUAUGGAUUCAAAUUUGGAUAAACAAUUUACGGCGGAGCAUAUUAUACAGCUGUGUAAAUUUUUGGCAGAAAAAUCGAAAAGAAAUAAAAAUCUCUAUAAACAACAACAAUCACCCAAAAAACUCACAAAAUCCAAACAAACACAAUUUCAAUUUCAAACCAUGGAGGAAUACAAUGAUAAUGAAGACGAUGAAGUUGAUUUUUAUCAAAAUGAAGCAUUACCUUUGCUAAACAAACAAAGAAUGGAACACCAGCAACAACAACAAACACAACAAAGAAAUCAUACAGAUGAGGAAGAUGAUGAAUUUGAUGAAGAAAAAACAUCAACAGUUUUAUCGACACGUUUAUCACCUGAUAUAAAUUCAUUAAAUAUUUCAUCAAAUACCACAACAUCAUGUGCUUUACAACAUCAUCAACAACAGCAGAUUUUUAACUACCAACACUAUCAGCAGCAGCAACAACAACACAACCAACAUCAACCACAAAAUCAGGGUAAACGUGAUAUUUUAUUAAAAAUUCGUCGACAAAUAUUUGAACGUAAACGUUUACGUGAAAAUGGAGCUUUUGAGCCUCAAGCUUUAAAUAACUCACAAGUAUGGAGACCCUGGUGAUUGUUGCCUCUCAACAGAAAACAAUAAAAAAGUUUAAUUGUUUAAGCAUAGUGAUAUACCAAAUUUAUAUUUAAUUUAUCAACAAAGAAAAAAGCUUUAAUUAAAAGACAUUUUGAGAUGAUCUCAAAUAGUCGAAAUUAUUAUUUAGAAUAUAAAGAAAACUACUAAUAUUUAAUAACAAUUUUCCAAAGAUUAUUUUUUAUAAUUUCUUGUAUACAAUUUUUAAGUAUUUAACGAAAU
This is a messenger RNA of Lucilia cuprina (Australian sheep blowfly), 1647 nucleotides long. It is a transcript of the gene Him, whose product is annotated as probable serine/threonine-protein kinase DDB_G0280133. The transcript has 2 exons. Bases 613 to 1407 code for a protein of 264 amino acids. Lineage: Eukaryota; Metazoa; Arthropoda; Insecta; Diptera; Calliphoridae. The record is from RefSeq and is a predicted model, not a curated record.